Rhodofomes roseus is the source of this 1536-nucleotide messenger RNA. Its product is annotated as S-adenosyl-L-methionine dependent methyltransferase. Gene Ontology annotation, cellular component: nucleus. The record is from RefSeq and is a predicted model, not a curated record. Bases 134 to 1510 code for a protein of 458 amino acids. NCBI's taxonomy places the organism in Eukaryota, Fungi, Basidiomycota, Agaricomycetes, Polyporales, Fomitopsidaceae. The transcript is spliced from 12 exons. Gene Ontology annotation, molecular function: 23S rRNA (adenine(1618)-N(6))-methyltransferase activity. Gene Ontology annotation, biological process: rRNA base methylation.
CUGACACUGAGCAUUCACAAGUCGUGCGGAACGCCUGAAAUACUAGCCCUCCAUAGGUACUGUACAUCUUUUAUCACAACCUUUGCAUGUUAAGGAGAUACAUACAGACAAGAAUCCGAUUUAUGAUGCGGUAAUGCAUCCCCGCAAUCCAUAUCGAACGGCGCCCGACUUCGCGUCCCUUACGGACGUGUAUCCUGCGUUGAAGCCGCAUCUCCUCACUACACCGAGCGGCGUGUCGAUCGACUUCCAAAACGAGACUUCACAACGACGACUCACAGAGGCCCUGUUACAGCGAGAUUUCAAUUUGUCAAUAAACCUACCAGAGGACCGGUUAUGUCCUCCGGUGCCAAAUCGGCUGAACUAUGUCUUGUGGAUUCAAGACAUAGUCCAUGCCACGUAUCUCACUGAACCUUCGAAUCCUCUCAGAACCAUCACAGGCGUCGAUAUAGGAACGGGGGCUUCGGCAAUCUAUCCUCUUCUUGGAUGUCAAUCUAACGUUCAUUGGAGGUUUGUUGCUACGGACAUCGAUGGGAAGUCACUUCACUACGCUCAGCUCAAUAUACAUGGCAACAAUCUCCAGAGCCGGAUGAAGCUCGUGAAGUCCGAACCGGGCGGGCCUAUCCUUCGUCAUGUCCUCACCACUACCCUCCAGUCCCCAAGCCUGUCAACCACAGAGAUGUCCUUCGACUUCACGAUGUGCAAUCCACCAUUUUACAGCAGCAAAGACGACGUACAACGUUCCGCCGAAGCCAAGGAGUACCAACCCAAUGCAGUGUGUACAGGCGCAGAUGUAGAGAUGAUCACCCCCGGUGGAGAAGCAGCCUUCGUCUGCAAGAUGGUCUCAGAAAGCCUUGAGCUUCGGACUCGUUGCCGCUGGUACACGUCCAUGCUAGGCAAGCUCUCAUCGCUCACAGAAGUCGUCAACGUGCUACACGGGAACAAGAUCGACAAUUACGCCGUCACAGAGUUCGUGCAGGGGCAGACACGGCGGUGGGCUAUCGCCUGGUCAUUUGGCGAUGUGCACCUCCCAGACUCGAUCGCGCGGAUAUCCAGUCCGUCGGUCCAUUCGCUCAUGCCUGCACACAACACCGUACAACAAACAUAUCCACAGUCAACAUCAUCACUAGAUCACCUCUCAUCCGUCGUCGCAUCCAUCUUAUCCUCCGUCGAAAGCGUCUCGACACGGCCACUGAUCCCACGCGAUGAUGAAACCGCAUCAUCAGCGCUGACAGGCGCAGACGUGCUAGUGACGGCAGCACGCGAUACGUGGUCCAGGGCGGCACGAAGACGCAAGAUGCGUGAGGCCGUAAUGCAAGUGGACGAGGAACUGAGUGUAGCCCUCGUAUGUCGGGUCGCCUGCGCCGCCCUAGAAGAAGACGACCCCGCUGCCAGAGCGAGGGGCGUGGCUGAAUCCCUGGUGUUGCAGUGUCAUUGGGUAAAAGGCAGCGACAGAGGCUUGUUCGAGAGCUUCGCAAGUCAUUUAAGUCGAAAAGUGUCCGCCGCAUUGUAGAAUACAUCGGAUAGACCCAAGUGCCA